Molecule: messenger RNA, 911 nt
Organism: Erpetoichthys calabaricus (reedfish)
Lineage: Eukaryota; Metazoa; Chordata; Cladistia; Polypteriformes; Polypteridae
Product: UPF0692 protein C19orf54 homolog
Source: RefSeq, a predicted model, not a curated record
UGAUUUUGGGCUAUACAAGAAAUAAAUUGUUGUUGUACCGAGAAUGUUUGCACUUUUAUGGCCAAGUAUUGAUCAAAGAAUGUCAUGCUUCUCUUUCAGUUUCAGAAAAGAUCUGGAAUGGCUGCUGUUUAAUAAAUACGUGCCGUCUCUAAUCCAAGAUGGACCUCAAUGUGGACUCGUGGCAUUGUGGAUGGCCGGACAUCGCCUGAACCCAGAAGGCAGUGUCACUUUAGAGACGAUUGUUCAUACAGCUGUAAAGAGAGGAUACACAGCCCAAGGGGAAAUGUUUUCAGCUUCCAACAUGGCUCUCUUGGCAGAAGAGCUGUACCACUGUCAGGCACAUCUGAUGUCUUGGGGAGCAGAAAAGAUUAGUGAAAAAAUUGUCCACCAUCUUGUCGCUGGCUUACCUGUUCUUAUUCCCUAUGAUGAAGACUUCAACCAUGAACCAUGUCAGAGGAAUGGGCACAGGGCUCACUGGGCUGCAGCGUCAGGAGUCUUGCUGGGAGUGAACACAAACAAACUGCAAGGAUCAUUCCGGACAGAAAGCCUUGUAGAAGGGCUGUUUUACCUGCCAAAAGGAAUCCCCGGUCCCAAUUGGCCCCCAAUGGAGGCAGUGCAGGAGGUUUACCUGCUGGCAAAGCAGGGCAAGAGCCUUAAGUAUCAGCUCUGGGAGCUUGGCGCACUUAGGGACAGCAACCAGCAACUAAAGCAGCUGGAUCCAAAGCGAAGCCAAGAUGGCCAACCAUACGUCCUGCCAGAGGGCGGUGUGCAGGCUGGGCUGUGUGGUCAGGUGCUGCUACUGAGGCCAGCCGACUUAAGGUUAAGGGAGUGCCAGUCUGCUCUCCAAACGCUCCAAUAAAUGAAGGCACAUUGGCAAGUCGACAGUGUGCCAUUUACUGAUGACGUGUAAA